Molecule: messenger RNA, 1422 nt
Organism: Lodderomyces oxycetoniae
Lineage: Eukaryota; Fungi; Ascomycota; Pichiomycetes; Serinales; Debaryomycetaceae
Product: putative Xaa-Pro dipeptidase
Exons: 1
Coding region: 1-1422 (473 amino acids)
Biological process (GO): proteolysis
Molecular function (GO): metalloaminopeptidase activity; manganese ion binding
Source: RefSeq, a predicted model, not a curated record
AUGACUGCCGGUCCAGCUAGUUUAAUUGGUAAAAAAUAUCCUUCUAAGAAGCAUGCUGAGAAGGUGUUUUCCUAUUUGAACAGUAAGAGUCCUGAAAAAGCGAAAAAAGCCAAUUUUUUCAUUUCUGGAGAAGAUUUGGAAUUGUACAAGUACUGCGACCAAACCAAACCGUUUAGACAAAAUAGGUAUUUUUUUUAUUUAUCUGGGUGCAAUAUUCCAGGUGCACAUGUAUUAUACAAAAGCGAAGAAAAUCAAUUGAUACUUUUCCUUCCUGAUGUCGACAAGGAAGAUAUUAUGUGGUCUGGUUUACCUUUAUCCAAGGAAGAUGCAGAAAAAAAGUUUGAUGCUGAUGAAAUAAAAUUCGUUGCCGACAUUAAGGAAGAGUUGCUGAAACUCAAGACAAAAGCGUUGACCACUGACUUGAACAACUUCAAUAAAGAGUUUUGGCUGUUUUUGGUUGAAAAGGAUAGUGAUUUUUUUUAUGCUUUAGAUGAAGCUCGUGCGUUUAAGGACGAUUAUGAAAUCGAGUUGAUGAAGCAUGCUGCCAAAAUUACUGACAAUUGCCAUUUGGCAGUCAUGUCUGCCGUGCCCAUUGAAACCAAUGAGAUGCACAUACACGCGGAGUUCGCGUACCACGCUUUACGCCAAGGCUCUAAAAAUCAAGCUUACGAUCCAAUAUGUUGCAGCGGUGAAACGUGCUCCACGUUGCACUGGGUGAAAAACGAUGGUGAAAUCACCGAGGACAAAAGGUCUAUUUUAAUUGACGCUGGGGCAGAGUGGGACUGUUAUUCCAGUGAUGUGACCAGGUGUUUUCCCGUGAAUGGAGAUUGGACAAAAGAACACUUGGAGAUAUACAAUUUGGUUCUCAAAAUGCAGGAGGAAACAUACAAGUUGAUGAAACCUGGUGCGAACUGGGAGGAUCUUCACUUUAAAGCACACAGAGUGUUAAUUGAGGGAUUUCUCGAAUUGGGGAUUUUCAAAAAGGAGUAUAACGUCGAGGAAAUUUUCAAUGCUAAAGUUAGCGCUAUGUUUUUCCCACACGGACUAGGUCACAUGCUAGGUUUGGAUACUCAUGAUACUGCUGGAUACGCCAACUACUCAGAUCCAGAUCCGUUUUUGCGCUUUUUGAGAAUAAGGAGGAAACUUGAACCAAACAUGGUUGUUACCAACGAACCAGGUUGCUAUUUCUCUCCAUUCUUGUUGGAAGAGACAUUGAACAACCCUGAAACUUCGAAAUACAUAGAUAGAACCGUUUUGGAUAAAUACUGGUACAUUGGUGGUGUUAGAAUCGAGGACGAUGUUUUGAUCACAAAAGAUGGACACGAGGUCUAUACAAAGAUCACAAAGGACCCAAAAGAGAUUAGUGACAUUGUCAAAGCUGGUAUUCAAAAGGGAAAACUGGCAUUUCACACUGUAGUAUAG